Molecule: messenger RNA, 1305 nt
Organism: Phialemonium atrogriseum
Lineage: Eukaryota; Fungi; Ascomycota; Sordariomycetes; Cephalothecales; Cephalothecaceae
Product: kinase-like domain-containing protein
Exons: 3
Coding region: 1-1305 (434 amino acids)
Biological process (GO): protein phosphorylation
Molecular function (GO): ATP binding; protein kinase activity
Source: RefSeq, a predicted model, not a curated record
AUGGAGGAAAGCCCCGUUUACUUGGAGCUCGAUAGAGUCAAUGCGGAGAAUCCGGAGCAUUACCGCCAGGGCGGGUAUUUGCCCGUCCAUAUCGGCCAACGGAUUGCAAAGCGCUUUAAGAUUGUCCACAAACUAGGCCACGGCGGAUUCGCAACUCUCUGGCUGGCACGCGAAGAAGACAAAAGCCGCUAUGUCGCACUCAAAAUUGUGACUGCGGAUCAGUCUAAGACGUAUGAGGCGGCACCCGAGGUCGCAUCUCUUCUUCGGAACUCUCGGGGCUUCUUCUUGGCCGAGCAUGAGCGAUUUUUCGUCGACAGUCGAAACGGCCGCCAUCUUUGCCAAGUGUUUCCCGUCCUGGGGCCGACUCUAGAUGAUCUUACAGAUUUCCACCACCGCCUUUACCCGGAGUGCGUGCAAGACUUUGCCCGACAGAUGGUGCUGGCUGUCGACACCAUGCAUCUGAACGGCUUGUAUCUGACUACUCGGAAUAUAGCCCUCGAACUUUCGCAACAACUAGACCCCCUAUCCGAGAGGCAGGUCUGGGACAUGUUUCCCCUGGAGAAGGAGGCGAUCGAAUUGCGGCCACCCAAGAACAAGGCAACAUCCGCAUCCAGGGCACCAAAGUAUGCGGUACAAGCGAUGGAUCUUGCCCAAUUGCCGUCCAAAUACCUGUCCGGCAAGUUAUAUAUCUUGGACUUUGAUCAGGCCUAUCCCGUUCGGGACCCGCCACGUACCCUGCUUGGCAUACCACCGCGGUACUUGGCGCCAGAAAGCAUCUUCGAACUAAGGAAUGGCCCGCCAGCAGAUGUUUGGGCGCUGGGGUGUCUUAUAUUCCGCAUGCGGUGCGGACUUGACAUUUUCUAUGAUCUCCCCGAGAUACCGAGCAAUGCCGUUUCCAAAAUGUACGGCAUCCUAGGGGGACAUCUUCUGCAGCACUGGAAAACGGUUCAAUUAGGGAGGGUGUUUGAGUACGACGACUUUUCCGGUGAUUAUCAAUUUCCUUAUCCACCGCUUCGGCAGUUCGUGACGAAUGCUGUCGACCUCAAGAGGCCCGAAAAUGCGGGCAGCAAUGAACUUGGGAUCUUGAAAUUCUGUGCGCGGCUCCCAGCAGAUGCGUUCCAACAAUGCGAUUUGAAGCGAGUAUGGACCGCCAAGAACGCCCUGCCUAUUAGUCCAGACGAGGCAGAAUCCUUCUAUGACUUGAUGAGGCGAGUGUUUGAGUAUGAUCCUGGCAGUCGAAUCACAGCAUCAAACAUGCUGGCUCAUCCAUGGUUCGGGGGGAAACAGUUGCCACUACCAGGAUAA